This is a messenger RNA of Cucurbita maxima (winter squash), 1448 nucleotides long. RefSeq names its product gibberellin 20 oxidase 1-like. Gene Ontology annotation, molecular function: gibberellin 20-oxidase activity. The record is from RefSeq and is a predicted model, not a curated record. Gene Ontology annotation, biological process: flower development; gibberellin biosynthetic process; response to light stimulus. Bases 56 to 1141 code for a protein of 361 amino acids. Lineage: Eukaryota; Viridiplantae; Streptophyta; Magnoliopsida; Cucurbitales; Cucurbitaceae. The transcript is spliced from 3 exons.
UAUAAAGCCCUUCUCUUGUAAAAUCCCUCAACCUUGCAUGUAGUACAGCCCAUCAAUGGCGGAGGGGGAAAACGACGGCGUUCCACUUGUGUUCGACGCGGCGGUUCUCCGGCAUGAACAGAAGAUUCCGAAGCAGUUCAUAUGGCCGGACGAGGAUAAGCCGAUUGGUGAGUGCCCGGAGCUGGAAGUCCCAUUGAUCGACUUGUCGGGGUUUGUGUCCGGGGACAAAGAUUCGGUGGGGGAGGCCAUCCGACUUGUCGGCGAGGCAUGUCAAAAACAUGGUUUUUUUCUUGUGGUGAAUCAUGGGGUUGACUCCAAGUUGAUUGCGGAAGCUCAUAAGUACAUGAACGAGUUCUUUGGAUUGCCGCUUUGUGAGAAACAAAGGGCUCAGAGGCAAGCCGGUGAGCACUGUGGGUAUGCUAGCAGCUUCACUGGUCGAUUCUCUUCCAAAUUGCCUUGGAAAGAGACUCUUUCCUUUCGAUUCUCUGCUGAUGAUUCCUUCCCUAAUCUUGUUCUUGAUUACCUUUCCGCCAAGCUCGGUGACCAAUUCGUCGACUUCAGUAGGGUAUAUCAGGAGUAUUGUGAAGCAAUGAGUGGGCUAUCGUUGGGGAUAAUGGAGCUGUUAGGGAAGAGCCUUGGAGUAAAAGGAGAUUACUUCAAGAACUUCUUCAAAGACAAUGAUUCAAUAAUGAGACUGAACUUCUAUCCGCCAUGCCAGAAGCCCCAUCUGACCUUAGGCACUGGCCCUCACUGUGACCCAACGUCUUUGACCAUUCUUCACCAAGACCAAGUCGGUGGCUUACAAGUUUUUGUAGACAACCAAUGGCGUCUCAUUGCCCCUAACUUUGAUGCUUUUGUUAUCAAUAUUGGUGACACUUUCAUGGCACUAUCAAAUGGGAGAUACAAGAGUUGCUUGCAUAGAGCGGUGGUGAACAACGAGACAACAAGGAAAUCUUUAGCAUUCUUUUUGUGUCCAAGAAAUGAUAAAGUGGUAAGGCCACCAAGGGAGCUGGUGGACACUCAGAACCCACGAAUCUAUCCAGACUUUACAUGGUCUAUGCUCCACCAUUUCACUCUCAACCAUUACAGAGCUGACAUGAAAACCCUUGAUGUUUUUUCAGCUUGGCUUCAACAAACCUAAUAAUUCCAUCAAAUUUAUAACCUCGUUCUCGUCCUCGUCCUCCUUGUCGUCGACGUCGUCGUGUUCUUUAGGCUUAGUGGCUCUUGCUGUGUUCAAAAGAGUUGUGUGGUGAGGAAACUCGAGAGAAGAGAGAUCCUUUUACCUUUUCUUUCAAUUGGAAGACAAGGGAAAAGUUGGGGGAAAAGCCAGUUGUUUUUGUUUUUUAUUUUGUUUUUGUUUUUGUUUUAUUAUUAUUAUUUUUUAAAUAUAUUUUUGGAUUUUAGUGAAUUCUUAUAGCUAAAAUCUGACCAUUUAUAUGUCUAUGGUC